This is a messenger RNA of Branchiostoma belcheri (Belcher's lancelet), 2118 nucleotides long. RefSeq names its product angiotensin-converting enzyme-like. Bases 44 to 2098 code for a protein of 684 amino acids. The transcript has 14 exons. The record is from RefSeq and is a predicted model, not a curated record. Gene Ontology annotation, biological process: proteolysis. Gene Ontology annotation, cellular component: plasma membrane. Gene Ontology annotation, molecular function: peptidyl-dipeptidase activity; protein binding; metallopeptidase activity. NCBI's taxonomy places the organism in Eukaryota, Metazoa, Chordata, Leptocardii, Amphioxiformes, Branchiostomatidae.
CAUUACAAGCACUGCCCCUGCUGGUCCGAGGCUACGAAAAAAUAUGGCGCGUUUUGUCCCAUACGGUAUCGUGCUUAUCGUUCUUUUUUCCGUCCCAACUCACUGUCAGAAGAAGAACGAAUCCGAGGGAGUGAUAUUUCUGGAAGAAUACGACACACGGGCGAAGGAACUACAGAACCGGGCCGUCAUCGCUGGCUGGAACUACCAGACCAACUUGACCGAAGAAAACGCUAAGAAACAGGUUGAACUCAACUUGGAGGUGGCAAAGUUUGCCAAAGAAGUGGCCACGGACGCGGCCGAGUAUGACUGGGAGAACUUCAGCAAUGCCACGGUGAAGCGACUGUUCGGUAUGAUCACCACCCUGGGCACGGCCGCACUGGAGGACGAAGAAAAACUAGAGGAGUUGAACAAUCUACUGUCGGAGAUGGAAGAGAUCUACAGCACGGGGAAGGCCUGCGAGUAUGACAACCCAGAAACGUGUCUGGAUCUCAACCCAGGAUUAGAAGACUGCAUGGCCGAAAGUACGGACUACGACAGACUGCUGUUCUGCUGGGAGGGCUGGCGGGACGCGGCCGGGCGGCGUCUCGGGGAUCUCUACUCCAAGUUCGUGGACCUCAGUAAUGAGGCCGUGGUAGCUGAUGGCUGGAGCGACACAGGUGAAUAUUGGCGCUCCUGGUACGAGACUGCAGACUUCCAGCAGCAGCUGGAGAACAUCUACCAGGAGCUGCAGCCGUUAUACCAGAACCUACACGCCUACGUCAGGCGCAAACUCAUUAACACGUACGGAGCAGAAAUGGUGAACGCAGAGGGGCCGAUUCCAGCACAUCUAUUGGGUAACAUGUGGGCUCAGACGUGGGGAAACAUCUACAACCUCGUCAUUCCGUUUCCCAACAAACCAAGCAUUGACGUAACGGAUGAGAUGGUCAGGCAGGGAUAUGACGCCUUGAGGAUGUUCAACCUGUCAGACCAGUUCUUCCGUGAGAUGGGGCAGAUCCCGAUGCCGGACAGUUUCUGGGACAGGACCAUGUUCGUCCGUCCUGACGACAGGGACGUGGUCUGCCACGCCUCGGCCUGGGACUUCUACCUGGACAACGACGUCAGGAUCAAGAUGUGCACGAAGGUGAACCAGGAGGACCUGGUGACGGUCCAUCACGAGAUGGGGCAUAUAGAGUACUUCCUGCAGUACGCGCACCAGCCGAUCCCGUUCAGAGAGGGCGCUAAUCCAGGGUUCCACGAGGCGGUGGGUGACUUGUUGGCGCUGUCCGUGUCCACCCCCGCCCAUCUCAACAAGAUCGGACUCCUCCCUGAGCUAGUGGACGAUCCAGAGGUUGACAUCAAUUUCCUGAUGCAAAUGGCCCUGGAGAAGAUCGCCUUCCUUCCGUUCGGCUAUCUGAUCGACCAGUGGAGGUGGAGGGUUUUCGAUGGAAGCAUCACACCGGACAAAUACAACGAGGAGUGGUGGAAACUGAGGACUCAGUACCAGGGCAUUGUACCGCCCGUACCGAGAAACCCCGAUAAGGACUUCGAUGCUGGAAGCAAGUACCACGUUCCCGCUAAUACUCCAUACAUUAGAUACUUUGUGAGUUUCGUCAUCCAGUUCCAGUUCCACGAGGCCAUGUGUAAUCUGUCAGGAUUUGCCGGGGCCCUGCACAAGUGUGACGCGUCCGCCGGACCCAUGAAGGAAACAGCGGGAAGCAAACUGGCUGAAAUGCUGAGGAUGGGAAAGAGCCAGCCCUGGCCGGAGGCGUUCGAGGUUCUGACCGGGCGCCGUGACAUGUCUGCCUCCGCCAUCCUGCAGUACUUCGCUCCUCUCAUCGACUGGCUGGAGAAACAGAACGAGAACGAGACGCUGGGCUGGAAUAAUGGCUGGACACCACCAUACGACUGUGAGGGAACAGGUGGCUUCAUGUGCCUUGACGGGUCCAGGUGCGUCCGGCCAGCCGACAGGUGUGACGGGAUCCAGGACUGUGACGACGACUCGGACGAGGACCCGAUCCUCUGUGACACGCCGUCCGAUGUGUCCUCGGGAAUGUCGUCAUCACUUGUUGUCGUCUUCUGGGCAGUACUGGCCUCGGCAGUGAUGACGUCAUGGGACUGAGAGGGCGAACACUGUCGACG